UUCAGUGUUUGUGUGGAGUGAUUGUUAGCAGACAGAACAGUGAGGGAGGCUUUCAGUCGUCUGUUAAGUUAACAAAGUACAGUCCUCUCCUUAUGUAGCUCUUAUUGUAUGAAUGAGUUAGUGUCACAGAGAGAACGUCAGCUGGACGAGACUCAACUAUUGUUUAUGCGUUUGUGAGUGAGGGAGUGGGACGGGACGGAUAUAAAGGGAGGAGAGAUAGCGAAGCGAAGAGGUGCUUCUAUUUGUUUUCAUUUUUCUGUAACGAUCGAGGAGCAACGGAGACACAGAUCGGCUGUCAGUCUCAGUGCACACACUGCAGAGAGGAGGACUCCUGUGGACGCACACGCACGUGUUCGCACCUGUUGAGCGUAUCUGUUCACGUCCUGCAGUCAUGUCCAUCUCCACGGCUGUGUGAGAGACUGCUCGUGUCUAUCAGGGGUCUUCCUAUCUUACAGGAGAGAGAUGUCAUCGCUCUAUUCACGCAGCAAGGACCUUUCCUCUCGCUCCAGAAAAUCCCUGUCGGACUCGCCGCCCUCCUCCCCGUCCCCCAGCACCAAAACAUUCAGACAAGACCGGGUGUCAAGCAGGUCAGACCCUAGUGGUGUGGAGUCUCCAUCAGACAGACUGUCAGCCCGGACCAGCACAUACACACGCAGAGAGAACAGACUCGCCUCUCUGAGCAAAACAGAGGACGACUUGGCCAGCAAGGACUAUAAGAAGCUGUAUGAGGACGCACUGACUGAGAAUGAGAAGCUGAAGUCUCGACUGCAGGACAGCAAACAGGAGCUCACAAAAAUCCGCUCACAGCUUGACAGAGUCACACAGAAGCAGGACAGAAUAUCAGAGAGGUCCUCUGUAUUUGAAUCAGAGAAAAGGGAAAAAGAAGCUUUGGAGAAGAGGGUUUCAGACAUGGAAGAAGAAUUAAAGACCUUUCCCGCUCUGGCUCGACUACAGGCUCUCCGCAGGGGGAACGCGCGCCUCCUACAGGAGAAUAAAGCCAUGCUGCGCUCCCUCGCUCACCUCACUCAGACGGCCUCUCUCCCUGAGACGGACGAUCUCUAGUCCUCCUCCCUAUCCCUCUCUGUCCCUUCCUCCUUCCUGUUCUCCGUUGCACCCUGUAGUCCUCCUCCUCUGUCCCGCUGCUGCUCACCUCUCAGGUUUUGACAGAACUCAAGUCUGAUAACCAGCGGCUAAAAGAUGAGAAUGGAGCCUUAAUCAGAGUCAUCAGCAAACUUUCCAAGUGAGGACGGCCGGUUAAAGAAGAGGAGAAAUACUGAACAGAAAGAGACUAAAUCUGAGAAUUUCACACUGACUUCACAUUGAUCUGCUCUUGGUGCAGCAGCUAAAGGGUUAAAGAGUUUGGCUAACCAAAAGUUUAACAUUUUGUCAUAAUUUACUUAUGUUGUUACAAACUGUUAUCACUUUCUUUCUUCUCUGGAACACAAAAGAAUUGGUCAUACAAUUCAUACAGUGAAAGUCAGUCAUCACCAAAACUGUUGG
Carassius carassius (crucian carp) is the source of this 1500-nucleotide messenger RNA. Its product is annotated as protein phosphatase 1 regulatory subunit 12B. Bases 463 to 1062 code for a protein of 199 amino acids. NCBI's taxonomy places the organism in Eukaryota, Metazoa, Chordata, Actinopteri, Cypriniformes, Cyprinidae. Gene Ontology annotation, cellular component: cytoplasm. The record is from RefSeq and is a predicted model, not a curated record. Gene Ontology annotation, molecular function: phosphatase regulator activity; protein kinase binding; enzyme inhibitor activity. The transcript is spliced from 8 exons.